This is a messenger RNA of Stegastes partitus (bicolor damselfish), 713 nucleotides long. It is a transcript of the gene pfdn6, whose product is annotated as prefoldin subunit 6. The transcript is spliced from 4 exons. Gene Ontology annotation, cellular component: cytoplasm; prefoldin complex. Gene Ontology annotation, biological process: protein folding; chaperone-mediated protein complex assembly. Lineage: Eukaryota; Metazoa; Chordata; Actinopteri; Pomacentridae. The record is from RefSeq and is a predicted model, not a curated record. Bases 140 to 520 code for a protein of 126 amino acids. Gene Ontology annotation, molecular function: protein-folding chaperone binding.
UGACGCGCUAACAUCCGCUCUAGCCGCUGCCCCUUCCUGUUAGCUUACACUGCUUCCAUGUCAGACCACAUUUAGCUUCUUACCUCUUUGUUAUAUUCAGUCACUUUACAGUGCUUUUAAAGAACAAUCCGAACCAAACAUGGCAGAAGCCAUUCAGAAGAAACUGAAGGCGGAGUUAGAGAAAUACACGCAGAUGCAGAAAGAUGUUAGCAAGAGCAUGUCAGCCAGACAGAAGCUGGAGACGCAGCUGACAGAAAACAACAUUGUCAAAGAGGAGCUCGAUCUGCUGAACAGCUCCAACACCGUGUACAAACUGAUCGGUCCAGUAUUAGUGAAGCAAGACCUGGAUGAAGCCAAAGCCACAGUCGCAAAAAGGCUCGAGUACAUCAACGGAGAGAUUCAAAGGUACGAGUCACUCCUGAAAGAAAUGGAGAAGAAAUCCGAACAGCAUCGAGAAGUUCUGACUAGUUUACAGCAGGAGUUUCAGAAAGCUCAGGGCCUCACUGCCGGCAAAGUCUGACGCAACAGGAUUCAUCUGCACGCAUGCUCACACACACACACGCACACACACGACGUAGAAGGGAUUAUAGCGAUAUAAUGUAAACCUGCUACAGUAGGCUGAGGAAGUUCUGCUCGUAUCUUGUCUUAAUUUGCAGUGUUAUUACUGUGACUUUGCUCUUGUUACUAAUAAACAUGUUUUUCAUGAAAGCAAA